AUGAACGCUACUGUUGAGCCCGGCAGACUGUCCGUGCCCGCGGCCCAGGCCGAGGCCAAAGUCGCCAAGAAGCAGAGCACCAAACCGCACGUGUCGACAGCAGUCUCAUUACUAGCAGGCGGCACAGCGGGAGCCGUGGAGGCCUUUGUCACAUACCCGUUCGAGUUCGCCAAGACUCGUGGCCAGCUCAUCAAUACCGGCAAGAAGGUCACCAACCCGUUCUCCAUCAUCUCUUCGGUGGCGAAGCAGCAGGGCGUGGGCGCCAUCUACACGGGAUGCUCCACCCUGGCAGUGGGCGCCACCUUCAAAGCCAGUGUCAGAUUCAUGUCCUAUGACGCCAUCAAGAACGUCCUGUCUGACGACAAGGGCAAGCUGACCCCUGCGAGAGGUAUCUUGGCUGGUAUGGUCGCGGGUGCCGUGGAGAGUGUCGUGGCUGUCACGCCGACAGAACGUGUCAAGACCGCACUCAUCGACGACGCCCGCUCGCCCAACGGCAAGCGCUUCCGGGGCGGCUUCGACGCCAUGCGCACCAUCGUGCGCGAGUCGGGCCUGCCAGGCCUGUACCGCGGCUUGAUCUCGUCCACGCUCAAGCAGUCCACCACCUCGGCGACCCGCAUGGGCUCGUACAACAUCCUCAAGAACCUCGCCGAGUCGUGGCAGCUGCCGCAGAACAGCGCCGUAACCUUCGCCACGGGCGCCGUGGCCGGCGUCAUCACCGUGUACGUCACGCAGCCGUUCGACACGAUCAAGACGCGGACGCAGAGCGCGGCGGGCGCGUCCACGACGGCCGCGUUCCGCACGGUGCUGCAGAACGACGGCAUAAGGGGCUUCUGGGCCGGUAGCACGAUGAGGCUAGGCCGGCUCGUGUUCAGCGGCGGCAUCAUCUUCACCGUGUAUGAGAAGAUUGCCGGCAUCCUUACCGGGACUGGCAUGUGA
Molecule: messenger RNA, 936 nt
Organism: Microdochium trichocladiopsis
Lineage: Eukaryota; Fungi; Ascomycota; Sordariomycetes; Xylariales; Microdochiaceae
Product: mitochondrial carrier domain-containing protein
Exons: 4
Coding region: 1-936 (311 amino acids)
Biological process (GO): mitochondrial citrate transmembrane transport
Source: RefSeq, a predicted model, not a curated record